Nicotiana attenuata is the source of this 1869-nucleotide messenger RNA. Its product is annotated as peroxidase 57-like. The coding region runs from base 85 to 1584 and encodes 499 amino acids. The transcript has 2 exons. Gene Ontology annotation, molecular function: heme binding; peroxidase activity. Gene Ontology annotation, biological process: hydrogen peroxide catabolic process; response to oxidative stress. NCBI's taxonomy places the organism in Eukaryota, Viridiplantae, Streptophyta, Magnoliopsida, Solanales, Solanaceae. The record is from RefSeq and is a predicted model, not a curated record.
CCAACCAAAAUUAAAUAACUACCUAAAGACAUAACAAUGGUAGCCUCAAGUUCUUCCCUCUCAAAAGUUUAUAGGCUUAUAUAAAUGCCAAAUAUUUGUUAUCAACAACCAUCAUGCUUUAGAAAGAUGGCAGCGAAGGCGAGAAUUUUUGUAGGUCUUUUUCUUAUUUUCACGAUCCUCCCUUCUCUGUCCUCAGCAUUUACAGAUCAUCUUCCUGAAGUUCUCCUAGUGAACGAUUCUGAUAAAAAUAUUGAUGUGCCAAUCCAUGUUAAUAAUGUUGCUCAUGUCAGCAACGAUGAUGACACAAUUUUUGAACUAGAUGGUAAAAAGGGAAAAAAACUGAAAAAGGCAUUGAAGAAAAGGGCACAAAAACAGCAUGAUCUGCGGGAAAAAAAUCUUGAUCAUGACAUCAAUGAAGAAAGCGAACCUGAAGAAGAUGCUACACCUGUGCCUGUUGAUCAAACACCUAAUCCUGAGCCUGUUAAUCCAACGCCUAAUCCUGUACCCGUUAAUCCAACACCUACGAAUGUGCCUGCAGGAUUUCCAGGAGCAACUCUACCACCUGUGACAAUAGGAUAUGGGGGUGCACCUCAAACACCUAAUCCAUCAGCCACACAAACACCUGUGCCUGUACAGCCAGCUCCAGGGCAAAAACAUCCAACACCAGAAGAAAUUAAAGAGCUACGUAAACAUGCCGGAUUGGAAGUAGGAUUUUACGAUGAAAUUUGCCCAAAAGCUGAGAAGAUUAUUAAGGAUGGCAUGAUCAGGGCUUUUGGGAAUGAUUCCAGCAUUGCUGCUGCGAUUCCCCGCCUUCUAUUGCAUGAUUGCUUUGUCAAUGGAUGUGAUGCAUCACUAUUGCUAGACCAGACACCAAGUGGGGCAAGGGUAGAAAAGCUCGCCAACUCCAAUGGACCAACAGUUAGGGGAUUUGAUCUCAUUGACCAGAUCAAGGCUGAGCUUGAGGCAGAAUGCCCCGGCGUAGUCUCGUGCACAGAUCUUUUGGUAUAUUUAUCAAGGGAGGCCUUUGUUGUAUCCGGUGUCCCUCAGUACGACGUGCCUGGUGGACGUCGUGAUGGAAUGGAAUCCCUUGAAGCAAAUGUUCAUGGCAACCUCCCACUUCCUGAUAAUACAGUGGAUACGUUGAUUGACCUCUUUAAAAGGAAGGGCCUGAAUGAAGAGGAUUUGGCGGUUUUAAUUGGUGCCCACUCCAUUGGAGUAGCACACUGUUUCAGCUUCCUUUACCGAUUGGAUAAUCCUCAGAAGGCGGCCAUGGUAGAUCCAAGGCUCGCUGGAGUUAUGCGAUUCACAUGUACCAACCAAAUGAAUACUUUGGCUUUUGAUACCACUACACAGUACAAGAUGGAUUCUAUUUACUACAAGCAGCUGGCUCAAAAGAGAGGACUACUUGAAUCAGAUGUGCUUUUGAGUGAAGAUCCCAGAACAAAGGACUAUAUCCAGAAGUUCGGUGAUGACCAAUCGGGAUGGUUCAAUAAGUUGGGCAAGGCCAUGAACAAGUUGGCUUCAAUACAAGUGCUCACUGGUGACCAGGGGCAGAUCAGGAAACAGUGCAGGGCUGUUAACUGAAAAACUGGAUAUAAGGCUCUAACAUGCAUCAAAGCAGAACUGGUUCCUCUCUUUUUUGUUUUAACCAAUUUUUACUUAGUAGCUCAUAGGACUAAUAUAACAAACAUACAAAUGGUGCAUGAUAGAUGAGACUUGCUCAUCUACAACAAAUUAAACACCACGUGCAAAGCAAGUCCUUGUCUAAAAUGAGAUCACAAUUUUGUACUUCCCAGUUCUACUAAAGAUAGCUAAUGUAAUUGCUUCAACAGACAAUGCACGGAAAUAAUUCUCUUGUACAACUGCUUG